AUGGUGAAUUUUGAUUCGCUAGUAAUAAAGGCGGACGUCUGCGAAGACAGGUCUAAAAUAUUCAAUAGCGUGUGUUGUUGUCUUUUUAAACCGAUUUUCGAACACAUUUUUUAAAAAAACCUGUUCACUCGGUUUUUUCGGGUUUUUUGGUCGGUUUUCGGUUUUUUGUAGAAACAGCCUCACACUAGGGAGAACUUUUAUUCGUGGGAAGGCACUGGGAGAAGAAAUGCAAAGUUACUACAGGGAGUUACUAAUAAGUAAAAUAACUUACAAGUUCCACGCUACAUUCUUUCAUAGUGACGUCAUAAAACAUGAAAGUUUCUACUGGCUUUUGACUGUCUUUUCAACUUCCGGAAGAGACACUCUACUGAUUUCGGUAAUAUCUUAGACAGCUAUUUCAAUUAAAGUUGUCACCGAGACAAUACUCAAUAGUCAAAUGUGCAAUAUGGGCGCUAAAAGGAUGAUGGGAAUAAUCAUAGUUUUAAAAAAGUUUAGCAUAUCAGUAGCUUCGUGGGGAUGCUUUUGCAAAUGCAAAUGAAGUUUUAGAAUAUGCAAAAUUUGGUUGUUGCUUAAACAAUUUAAAUUUCGAGUUGUCGCGUGUAGCAUCACAAUAAAUAAAUAAAUUGUAUCAGUUCCACGAGGCACAUUAGGUUUCUGAUGUGUUAAGCUUGUUUCAAACGUCGCGCUACUCAUGUUCCGAACGCAUUAAAAACAAUAGAAAAUGAGAUGAAAUGCCUUUGGUAACUGUUUAUUUCGUAGUGUAAGUGUCGGCGAACCUAUAUAGUUCUUGCAGUGUCUUUUUCAAUUUGAAACUUCACACUAUCCUUGGAUCCCUAGUUGUAUAUGAUGUAAGAUUCUCCCACCCUAGGGUAUAGAUGAUGAAUAUAGUUCCUAAGUACCGGUGGUAUUGUUGGCCCCCUGUUCAGUGCCUUCGAAGCUGGCCAUGGAAACUGGUCAUGCUAUGCUAAUAAACGUGCAUCUAAAUAGGUUAAAAACAAUACAUUUCUAAAGGUUUGAAUAAUGUAAAUUUCUAUGCCUAUGGCUAGCUCGCCACUGCCCAUGUCUGAUACAUGUUUAUUUCGCUAGGUCUACUCGAGAUUCAGAUCCAUCGGAGCAAGAACCAAGACGAGCUGCUUGUAAUAAUUCACGAAGGGGGAUCAGAAGGGCGCCUGCGAGGAAGACGAACGAAAGAAGACAUGACAGCGGUCACAACAUUAAAAGUCCCUUGAAAAAAGUGAGAGUUUACUUUAACUAUCCUUCCGAAUGUCCAAUCACACGCAAAAACUGUAGUAAGCAAGCCACUGUACCAUCAAAGCAAAAUUAGUUUUAAGCUCUGAAUCGUCUUCCUUUUAUGAUCCAGUCAUGAAACGGUUGCCUUACUGCAGUUUCACGUUAUACGCGUCCACGUUAUACAAAAAUGUUGUGAGUAUUAUUGUUGUUUUUGACAUUUAGGCGCGGUCAUUAAUUCAAUAUCACAAACUUCAAUAACUGAACCAAGCCCGGCUAUUUUUACAAUUAAUAAGUCAUUAAAAUAUAUAUUUAUUCCAUUCGUCAAUUGAAUACUAGAAUAUUGCCUUAAUAGUUAACAUGCACCGAAGGACGUACAAGAACAAACAGCCUCAUUAAGAAACGAAACUUUUAAAAUCAUUGUUCCCUAUCAGCCAUUUCCCAAAGUCUUGGCAGCACACAUUUAAAUGAAAUGUUUGAUGUAAAAAGGAGAUAUUUCAUUUUUGGUCGUCUAAAAAGUUGAUAUUUUAUAGCAGAUACUUUUACCCUUUCACAUAUUUGACGCCUGUCACCAUAUAUUUUGUCCCUCCAAACGAUCCCAGAAUGCACUAAAGAUUUAUUACUCUCAGCUAUAAAUAGCCGCAACGUCAAUCUGUUUUCAUUUCUGACAUUGAAAUCAGUGCUUCCACAUUUAAAUGUUCAAUUUCCAUAUAUGGCAGCAAAAUAAAAUUCCGUAAAUUACCUAUGCUAUCUCUAAACAUCGUACGUUAUCCAACAUAUUUCAAUUUGAGGCCUGGGACGAGUUUUAAAUUUGGGAUACCGACAAUCUCGUACCCAAAGCCAUUAGGGAUGGGUUUGAUAAAACAUGAUAAAAACAUGUAGAGCACAGGUGUACACAGAUCAGCAGGGCACUAGCUAGGUCCAUACUAUGUGUAAUAUUCAUUGAAAACGGAUUAAUUGGACUUUUAACGCAUAUUUUAGCACAAUUAACAACAUUUUCUGGAUACUGAAAUUUCCAUAGAAUUUUCAUCAUUUUUUUCAGUUUCACAAAAAUUUCCUUCCAGAUUUUUAUUAAAUUAGCGAAUUUCUCGAAAUGUUGAGAAACCGAGGUGGCGUAUUGCUUUGGUUGGUUGCUGGGCUACACUAAUUCUGGGGGUUAAGAUGGAUGCUAAGGUUUUCCUCAUCUCGUCUUUCCCUUUCUUCUGCAAAACCUCAAAAGACCUGAACAUUUCUGUAACCUAGAAUACUAUUUCCUAUGUUAGUAUUAAUGUGCGUAUUUAUAUCCCAGGCACCACAUCCAUUAGGAUGCCUCAGUCCCAACAAAGAAUUCUCGACAGAUGCUGGUGAACCUAGCCAACAAUACUUGCAAGGCCAUGGUGAUAAGCUCCAUGAUAAUGACAGCGAGCAAGGGGAAUAUUCAAGGUUGACAACUCAAACAUCGUCCGAAACAUCCUCUCUGACAUCUUUACAUAGUUCUCUUGACGAACAUCAUAAGGAGAACAAUACCCGGGAUCAGAUGUCUGAGGUUGCAAGCAGCCACGAGCUAUCUGUUAAAAGUGAAAACCUGAUCGAGGUGAAGGAUGUUUCAGGAGUCAAACGAAAGCUCAGCGAAAGUGAUAUGUCAGAUGCGGUAUGCUAUUUAGUACUGUAUUUGCUCUAUUUAGUCCCCAGCCUUUUAGCCCCCACCCAUUCUAAUUGGCCCACUGUUUAGGUCUGAGCUCCCAUCCUCUAUUAAUUACGUAAUUUUCAAUGUGACAGACGAAAUCGCAGUUUCGACUGCGCAUUCUGGGCCGGAAACAAAUUGCAGUUGAACUAUAACAUGUAGCUGGGACAGGAAGAAUUAGAAUAUGCAUAUCAAAGUAUUGGAAUGUUCAGUCAUGAUUUGAAUAUGCAAAAUGUUGCUCAACGACCAAUUAGUUUCGGCACGGUUGAUUAAAUUAGAAAAUAUAUUACCUUUGGCGUACCUUUCUUUAUUUUGUUUUACACAGGCAGCAAAAUAUGCUAGUGUAAAAAUGAUUUAAUUUGAUAUUUACAAUUUUUGAUAUAUUACAAUUAAACAAGUUCAAUAAUUUGAUAUGCAUACAGUACUGCUCAGAAAUAACCUAAUGUUGGUAUUUUUUCUAUGUAGACAUCUACGUCCGGUCAUGUCAAAAAGAGAAAAAGUGCGCGUCUCACUGGAUGGUUCACAUGCGGCAGUAAUUUCGAAAAGAUUUCCUGACAUUAAAACUGCGUUGUUUCGUUUACUGGAAAGCGUACGGUAGGUACUGUUAUAAAGCCUGUUUUCCCCAUCAAUCGUAUCGUAAGGUAUCGCAGUGUUUUCUUUUGUGUUGAACAGGUGCGGAUCCACAGGUGGGGGGGGGGGGCAACAAAUACGCGAGAAAGUAUUCAUGCAUCAAUACUACGGGUCACCAUUAUAACGCAGGGUGUUAGCCAGGAUUUCAAAAGUGGCCGUCCAAAAUAAUUUUGUGGGCGUGGCCACAAAUUUUCGUGGUCGUGGUCACAUGUUUUUGGGCGUGGCCGCAAUUUUUUGUUGUAGUGGAAUUGUGGUGUUCUAUUCGUUAAACCUUUUUACUUUUAGAUGCACGUUUCCGUUAUUAAAUUAGUAAAAGCACACGUAUGGUAUGAACCGUAUGAUCACUACGAUGUACAGUAUAUAUAAUGAAGAACACAAUACAGCAGUGUAGUGUUUAAUUUUUUUAUCAAUCGCCGAUAUGUUUCCCUUUUUUUAUGCGUUUGGCUCAUUUUAUAGCCAUCUUUACCGUAACUGUAACGCUAAAGCAUGUGACGCUCGAGCGAUUGCUGUUUUUUUAAAACAGCGCUUUCAAAUUAUUCUCCUUGAUACUUUAUGCGAGAAUCAUCAACAUGGUUAAUUACAAAAACAAGGCGCGUUUGUCGAUACUUCAAUUCAGCCAUAAGUAAAGUAAACAGCAGAUGACAACAAUUCGAAGUAUUCAAGAAAUAUUACAAAGCUUGUAAAUUGCUAUUUAAAGAAAAUAUUCCCUUAGGCCGUCCAUGGCCGUCCAUUAAAAUUUAGCCGUCCGAAUUCAGAAUUAGUGGCCGUCCGUAGGACGGUCGGACGGCCGCCUGGCUAACACCCUGUUAUAACUGCAGUAGCGCUUUUCUUACCGGCUUUUUGCCCAAAAUACAAGUACUCUGAAGACAAAUUUUAGGAAUAAAUGUAGUGCUCAGAAUGCAGGCAAUGGCAUUUCAGGGCUUCAAAUUUCAAAAAUAUUCUGGAGACAAUGCCCCGCUACCCCUGUUGUAAUGCACCCCAUCUGGAAAACCUCUACCAAAUCAGGCUAGAUCCGCUCCUGGUGUUGAUGUCAUUAAUUUUGCUGUAGUGCUUAGCAUGCAACAAAGGGAUACGUUUCGUGACGGUACGGUUUAAAUGUAAAGCCUGGUUUACACCAUUCAAGUUUCUGUGAUAACAAUGGGAAGUUUGCAUGGGUAAAUUCCAAGUCUUGAAGGAUUUGUAAGUAAUGUUAGAUAGAUCUAACCCAGUGUUUACCAUUAAAGGCUGCAUUCCAGUUACGCGUUUUUCAUACGUGCGUACACGCACGUAAAAGUUGAAUUCGCUUUACAUCCUACUUAUGAAAUAACUAAAUUUAUAAAGCUAUGUUUACAUUGUAUCGGAUCACUUUGCGUCCGACGCAAAAACCAUACCGGAUAGGGCUUCUGUUUACAUGUGAAAUGUUGUUAUCGUCUCAAUUUCUGCAACGGACCGGUGGUGAGGCGGUUCGCUCUUCGAAGUGGUGCGCGAUGUAUCGGAUCGCUUUUUGCAACGCUCUCAUUGUAAUGUAAACACAAAUCGGAGCAAUUUUCGGUUCAAUACGUGACUCAAGAUGGCAUCUGGGAAACAAAGACUUGCUAUUCUAAUCUUAUUUGCGGGUAUAGCUUGCUCACUUAUAUUAGAUGGGCGAGGGCGGAAGCUGUUUACACUUGGGCCGUAACGUUUCGUGAACGAAGCAAAAACCGAUCCGAUACAAUGUAAACAUAGCCUUAAUGUGUAUUUGUUAAGGUUAUUUGCACUUAUAUGAAAUUUUAAGCGAAUUCAACUUUUACGUGCGUGUACGCACGUAUGAAAAACGCGUAACUGGAAUGCAGCCUUAAGUCAGUUUGCUCAAAUAUUUCUUACAAAUCCUUUUCCCACGAAAAAUUUCUACUGUGAUCACAGACACUUUGGUAGUGUAAAUCAGGCUGGAAGGACCUUUUCUACUUCAACCGUAUCGUAAAUUAUCGUAGCAUAUUUUUUUUUCUGUGAAAGUCAUUAGGGAUAUAUUUGACCUUUUUGCUGCCAUCUUUAAGCACUAGCUGUAACCAAUGACGACAUAACACACAAAAUAUAAGAUGCCCGAUAACUUGGGAACGAGAUAAACUGCAUGGGAAUAAAUUGUUAAGGCAUUCUUGAUAAUUUUCAUGUCAAUUUCAAGUGAUACCUAAAAACUGGGGAGAAAAUUUCGCAUCCCUUGCACCAUAGAAUAAAGAUCCAUAUAGAGGGGCCACUUACGUCGGAAGCUUUGAAGUUUCUGUCCUCGCGCAUGUCGCAUUACGCAUGUUGGCCGCCAUUUUCCUAGCCAGUCAAUGACAUUUUCUGGCCAAUAAACACGCUGUACUGGCUGGCUGCUCCGCCUUCUGGCCAGUAAACUGCAUAUUUUUGCAUGAAAAAACGAGGACACGUUGCACCGCUGAGUGGCCCUUCUGUUACUGAUCUUUAUUCUGUGCCUUGCACUUUAACUAAAACUUUAUUUCAUUUUUUCAGGUUUGAGCCCCUGCUUCUUUCCGCAGUAUGUGCAGCCAUUCGACGCAUCUUAAAUAAUAACCUGAAAUUAACAACCUGCUAAUUUAGGAUGUAAAAUAUAUUUUAUUCUAUAUGAGUUCAACAGUGAUUCUUAUUUUAAUCAAUAAAUGUGUCCUAUUUCUAUCGAAAA
Molecule: messenger RNA, 6155 nt
Organism: Paramuricea clavata
Lineage: Eukaryota; Metazoa; Cnidaria; Anthozoa; Malacalcyonacea; Plexauridae
Source: the annotation of a GenBank genome assembly